AUGGAGAACCAAGUUGGUCAAAUUCUUGAGUUGUUAGAACGACGCAUUCCAUUUGAUGGUGGACAUGUUAAAACACUACUAAGCAAACUACAUGAGGAACAUCGAAUUGAUAUUGAAAUGGUUGGUCUCGAUGUUAGCGGUAUCGAAAAGGUUGCAGCCAAUUCCCCGAAGUUUGUAGAUGAGGAUGAGAUAAGGAAUAUGAAUGACAAAAAACCAAUGGAAACUUUGCAUUUGAGAAAAACAAAACCAAUCCUCACACCACCAAAUGCAAAGGCAGUUGCAAAGAAACGAGCCAAAUUAGUUGGUGGGAAAGCAUUAAAUAAUGAACAACUUUCUAUUCCACAAAAGGGGAGAUUGCGCGCAAAAAAGAGCGAUACAAAGGCAGUCGAAAUGAAUGCUGUAACAAUGUCAUCAUCAUGUAGUGUUGUUCGUGGUCCUCAGACUCGAGGGACCCAGAAUUGCAAAGCCAGUCAGUGGUUGCGUACACCUUUUGUGAAAUUUGAUGUAAAGAAGAAAAGACCACAGUUGAAGCCAUCGUCAACUGACAACAACAUUGACAAUAAUAUUCAUGACAAUCUCGAUGAACUAUUUGAUAAUUUACUUGAUCAACUUGGGGGUAAUGUUGUUCCUGAAAUCCCAAAGUCAUCCGUGCCUUUGCCAGACCCAUUAAAUGACUAUGACAGUCUCGUUCUACGAUAUGCAUUUGAUGAAUCUCUUUCAGAAGGGGAAUAUCUUGUACGGAUGAAACUGCACUACGUGGAAGCACAAUCUGCAACGCGGAAGGAAUUGUGGUCCUUGAAACCAUAUUAG
Molecule: messenger RNA, 810 nt
Organism: Camellia sinensis
Lineage: Eukaryota; Viridiplantae; Streptophyta; Magnoliopsida; Ericales; Theaceae
Source: RefSeq, a predicted model, not a curated record